Vitrella brassicaformis is the source of this 2938-nucleotide messenger RNA. The record is from the annotation of a GenBank genome assembly. NCBI's taxonomy places the organism in Eukaryota, Vitrellaceae.
UACAAUGGUUGGACGGACAAAUGCCGACGUGCGCAGCACGUCCAUUUUGGAUGAAGGGCAUUCGAGAGACAUGUCAGGGAGCAAUAGGGACGGUCACACAGACACACACACACACACACACACACAAUACAACGAAGCCAUCUCUCUGUCAGCUGGCUGUCCGGGGCGGGGUCUUGCCUCUGGUGGGGGGCAGCUGGCCGAUGGGUGGCUGGUCCAGCAGCUGCUGACAAAAGGCGCGUAUUUCCAUGAGGUUUCGGAUGUUGAUCUGCUGGCCGUCGAUGAACGGUGGGUGGGCACAGGUGAAGUCUAUCUCGCUCUUGAACGGCGAGUAGACACGCGCCAGGAACAAGUGAAGGGCGUAAUCUCUUACUGCGGCGAAUCGAUACAUCGGGGCUGCACACACACACGCACACACACACACACACGGAGACGCACACGACACAUGCAUAAGGAGGUGCACACCACACGAGCUCCACGUACCAUAUGUCUCGUUGAGCUCCCCAAACAGCAUCUCGAGGAAGCUGACCAUGGCAUUCACCCGGGCCCAUAUGUGUUCGAUGGCAGUCACCAAGUCAGCCCGCUGCUGUGCUGUCAUGCUGUCUGGACCCACAACAUGGCCGUUGUGCUGUUGCUGCACACUCCCACUCGCCACCGCCCCCACCACCCUGCUCGCGGCUGAUGACGGGGAAUCCUUCGUGUCCUUCGUCUCACCAGGCUGCAUCGGUGCCGAGGGCUUCUCCUUCUCGGCAGCCGUGUGUGUGUCAGUGGCAGCAUUUUCGGCGGUGUCUGUCUUGCGAUGGUUGGGCUGCGUGAUGACGGGCUGGAAGCUCUCGAGCACUCUGCGCCACUCCACGAAGAGCGCCGUGUUGGUGAGAAAGGAUGUGGCGAGGUCAUAGGCCAUGCUGCGGCCAUUGGGGAGGGUGAAAAGCUCCAGGAUCAGGCGACGGGCAUUGCGGAGGGUGAAUGGGUCGGGCGGAGAGUUGAACUGAAUCGACGUCUGCACACAGGAACACUCACACACGCAUAGAGACACAAACAGACAGACAGACAGACAGACAGCCAGACAGACAGCCAUGAGAACGAAUCGGGAGAGUAUUAUGCUGCCUGCCUGCCUGCCUGCCUGCCUGCAGGUCCAUGAGCAUGAGAGGGAGGGACGGCAGCUCGUCAUUGAUGAAUAUCGGCUCCUCUUCCUCUGCUGAUGCUGAUGGAUCCAGCUCUUGCGCAACCGACGCUGAGCUGCUGGGUGCCGAGAAGCUGCUGCCGGACAUCGCCCGCGACCUGCCUGUGCUGUCUUCUGAUGGGAUGGACGGCGGGGCCGCUCUGCUGGCGCGUUUCAUCUGGAGCAUGAGACACAUCUGCGUGGCGAAGGAGGCACAGGGCUCGAAGUAGUAUCUAGAGGGGAGAGAGACAAGAGCGAAGGGAGACAUCCUCCAUCCAGCCAUCUCUGGGGCAUCUGUCUGUGUAGAUGCCGCCUGACCUGUGUGCCUUCAUUUCCUUGAGCAGUUCCUGCAGUGCGUCUCUCAAUGCCGGCCUGAGGAGCCGCUGCUGCCCCUCCUCCUUACCCUUCUUGAGCAUCGCCCGCAUCCACAUCGACCCCUUCCGCCCCGCCCCGCCGUCAUUUCCAUUGCCAUUGCCCUCGCCAUUGCGCUGGAAGGGCAGCUCAAACGGUGCCACCUCCAUUGCGGUGCUCAGCCGUUUCGUGGUGCCUUUCUUCGGCAGCAGCUGCUGCAGAGAUGUGACCUGCCGUGUGUCUGGCGGCGGCGACAGCGCAGGCAGCUCGAAUACGGUGGAUUUCCUUGACGACCGCGUCACGUCGCCGCCCGUCACCAGAGUGAAUCGCCGUCUGAUGUCUGGUGGCUGGCGGGUGUCGGAUGGGGGAGACAUGCAUUGUGAAAGCGCCAGCUGGUUCAGCGUCUCCUGCACUCGGAAGAUAGGGGGGGACGGGCGGAGGUUGCCCUGUGGCGAUGUUUGUGGUGUACUUGUUUCUUGAUGGUGGUCUUGACUUUGGCCGCGUACAGUUUAACGUCGACUGAUGACAAAUUCAGCAUGUCCUUGAUCCCCUGCAGGUGCUCCUCGUUGCAUGCUCUCCGCACUUUGAACAGUCCCUUGAGACGCUGGAAGAAACGUUUCUCAACCUCCUCAUUGCGCCACACGUGCGCCAGAAGGAUUACUGCGGCACACACACACGACAAGAGACAUGUGUGUCGACCACGAGGACAGUGUGCAUUGAUUUCUUCCUUCAGACACUUGUCUUCGGGCCCGCCAGCUGCAGGACCGUCACAAGUAAGCUCUCGAAGACAUCAUUCCCCGUGGCCACGUCCGUGGCGAUCACAUAGUCGAAUGACUCGAAUCCCUUAGCACCCCACCCCUCCUCCCGCAGCUCAGAGCCCCACAGCAAUUCCUUCACCUCCAUCUCAGUGGCGAUGUUCUGCAGCAACGCCUGCUUGGUCGCCGACUUGAUGUUGGCACGCAGCAGCGAUGCGACCACCUUGGGCCGGUCCGUUGCAGUCACAUUCGCAUUGCAGAGGGAGGCCACUAUGCUGCAAAGGCCGCAGCCGGCGCCCAGCUCAAGGACGGUUUUGCCUUGGAAGAGUAUGGGGUGCAGCUCUAUGAACUUGCAGAACACCUCUGCUGCCGGCGAAACCGCCAUCUGUUCGUGCCAUAGGCACCCUCGGAGUCGCUCUCUGCAAGGGAGAAAAGAGAGAUACCCACAUCAGAUGGUUGUGUAUGUGUUCCAUGCAUACUUGAUGAUGAUGGAGAUGGGUUUGCCCUCGAUGAGCGUACUGUACAAAUACUCGGAGUCCCCCACACCGCCGGCACGUUCAUCCUCGCCUUGGACAUGCGCUCCUCCCUUUUCUCUCUCACAGAUCUCGGCAACUCGAGCCUCGAACAGACUUUGGAUGCCCCUGUUGGCCUUCCGGAGGCGCUGCGACAUGAC